GAGAAAUGGCAAAAUUUUUAGAUAAAAUAUAAACUUGAUUACACAAUGCAAAGUUUUUAUGCAAUAAUCUUUUGCGCAAUUAUUUUAAACGCAGCACAGGUCAACAAUACGCUUGUCAACAACAAUCAAUUAAAGUGCGUUGCCCAGAUUAUUGAAAACCUGAACACGAUUGCAAUUCGAAUAACGACGUUUAAUAGUUCUACGUGUGAAAUUCAAACUAGUAACUUAGUUUACGAAAGUAAUAAUAUGAUCUUAAUAACAAAGUAUAUUUCUGAAAGUCUCUCUGCGUGCAUUGUGCAACUAUUAGUAGAUAAGACUAUAGAAAACGUCAUUUCUUAUUUUUUAUCCUCAACUCAUAACUUAAUAAAUGAAUACGAAUUUUAUACGAAAUUUGAUAAAAGUUUUAAUGAUUCACAAAAUGUUUGUAACAACCCAAAUCACCCUUACAUCAAUAUGUUUUUACAAAUUGCAUUACUUUUGGAUAUUAAUUGGAUUGGAAUCUUCAUACAUGAUGGAGAAUGCAAAGAACAAUUUGUAGAAAUGAUAAGAAAAUCAUUAUUGCAGGAAAAAAACAAUAGCGAAAAUCUAUUUUUUACAAUAGAAGUAUUUAAAGUCAGAAAUAGUUUAUUAAUGAACACAAUAAACAAAUUAAAAAGUUUAAAUGAACCCCAACGCUUAUACAUUGCUUUAACACCAGUCCAUAUCACAACUUCACUUUUUAAUUAUCUUGAAAUAAGUUCUCCAAGUCAGGUUCAAAAAAUAUGGGUUAUCCAACAUAACGUUUAUGAAAAAAUUCCUGAAGUGACUAUCACCUUUACAGGCAUACAACAGAACAUUUAUAAACAAAAUGAUUGUUUAGAAGAUUGUUACAAAUGUUUAUGGAUUGAUGAUAUAUUAUAUAAAAACACUAUCGAAGUACAGCUUUAUCAAAAUAAACAAUGGCAAAUGUUGUUUGAAAUGCAUCAAGAACAUCAGAACAUAACAUAUAUACCAUAUAUUGAAGAAAGUAAUUUAAAAGAAAAACUUGGGCUCACCAUACAAGAAGUUUUACGGGUAGUAUCAAUAAUUGAGCCGCCCUUUCUAUUUUUUGCAGAUUACCUAUAUAAUAUAAAUACAAGUUCUUGCGAAGAAAACACAGAAGUGUGUGAAUUCGCUAAUAAUGUAAAUAACCAAAAAAAUUGGAUAAAAUCAUGUUGUUUUGGAUAUACUGUUGAUUUUCUAAAUAUUUUAAGGGCACGCACUAGUUUAAAAUAUAAAUUGUAUCUUGUAGAAGAUCAAAAAUAUGGCGGAUAUAACAGUACAACUAUGAAAUUUAAUGGAAUGAUUGGUGAUAUAAUUGAACAAAAAGCAGACUUGGCUAUUGCCGGGCUUACUAUAAGUUUAAUUCGAUCUAACUUUGUUGAUUUUACGUCCCCAUUUAUGGCCGUUGAUCUUGGUAUAAUAACUGCAUUAAAUGAACUGGAUAACAAUUAUUUGAAUUGGAACUUCAUUGCAAAUUUAGGACCAGCACCACGGUACACACUUAUAAUACUCUUUAUUGCUGGAUAUUUAACUGUGUACACUUUUGAUAACUUUACAUUGUACAGAAAGUGGAAAUUAGGUCCAAAAAUUAAAGAGUUCUUGCCUUUUAAAUGGAAUGACUGCUUUCUAUACAUAACAGGGUUAAUGUUUCAAAAAGAUUUAGGUAAAAUAAAUCCAUCAACUUCUGGGGGCAGAACAACAGCUGUUGUGUUUGCUUUUGCUUUUGUAGCAUGGACAGCUCUCUACACAGCUUCAUUGACAGCAAAUCAAGUUACAAAACCAGAAAAUAUAUUCAAAGGAUUUAAAGAUACAAAGAUGACGAAUCCAACAACAAACUUUAAAUUUGGAACAACUGCAUCAACAAGUAUCGAAGAUUUCUUCAAAAAUGCACAAGAUGAGAAACUUAAUAGAAUUUAUCGAUUUAUGUCUCAGCAUAAAUAUAAUGUUAAAAAUGCAAGUGAUGGAAUAAAAAAGGUCAUCUCUGGUGAACUUAAUGCUUACAUAAAUGAAUACCCAUUUUUAUUGGCAAUGAUGACAAAUUUCUCUCAAUGUACUUUGAAAAUUACUCCAGCAUCUGAAGGACAAACAUUUUAUGGAAUUGCUGUUAGAAAAAACUCAACAUUAAAAGACUUGUUAUCAAAAGCUAUUAUACAAUCUCAAGACGACAAUCAACUAAAUGAACUCCAAUCAAUAUGGAUGAAAACAUGUGACAACUCACCGCCAAACCACAACGAAUUUUCUCUUAUAUUAUUCGCUACACCACUCUUGCUACUGUUAGGCACCAUUUUUAUUACAGUUAUUUUGCUGCUUUUUGAAAUACAAAUUGUGAAAUACAUGCAAAAAAAACGAAAAAUAGUGCAUAUUAGUGGAGACCUAGAUAGAAAACCACCUACAUGGCAAAAUCUAAAAUUCGUAUUUGACGAGACCAACAUAUGAAACGAUAGAUAUGACAAAAUCUAAAUAUUUAAAUAUUUAAAGAUAUUAAAUUAUAAAACCAUAAACCUGACAGAGUUUGAAAUAAUGUUAGUACAUAAUAAUGUUAAUACAUAAAAAUAGAUUGAGUUGAUAAUAACUUAUUACAUAAGAAGAAAAACUAUUCGGCUUCAAUAAUUUAGUAAUAAAUUAUAAAAAGUAUAAAUAGUGUAAAUAAGACCUGUAAUA
Messenger RNA from Hydra vulgaris (swiftwater hydra), 2682 nucleotides. Its product is annotated as glutamate receptor ionotropic, NMDA 1. NCBI's taxonomy places the organism in Eukaryota, Metazoa, Cnidaria, Hydrozoa, Anthoathecata, Hydridae. The record is from RefSeq and is a predicted model, not a curated record. Gene Ontology annotation, molecular function: ligand-gated monoatomic ion channel activity; signaling receptor activity. Gene Ontology annotation, cellular component: plasma membrane.